AGUCUGUCUCUCGUGGUGCCUGACUCAGGAGGCGGUGUCUGGCCCAGAGGCGACAGAGCCUGGUGUCCCUUUAAGCAGGGAGUACAAAUUCUCAUCCCAGUCCCUCCCUCCUGCUCUUCCUGACGUCAGCAGAGAGGCGUGUGUGAGUGAGUGAGGGGCUGAGGGGCCGCCUCCUCGCUCUGUCUCUCUCACACACACAUACUCACACACACACAGCUCAUCUCCAGACCAUCCCCUGCCUGCCCGCCACACGCAGGCCGGCACAGUGCUGCUGCAGCUCAGGAGGCGGUGCCUGGACCCCAGCUGCCAGGGAGAGACGGAGCCUGUGGCUGGUGUGGCCACCGAGCAGGGCCAGGCCGGGCCCUGCCCGCAAGGACGCCCGAGCCUUCCUCCGGCCCCUGGGCCCCAGAGCCCCCCAGGCUCUCCUGCUGGCCCCACCAUGACUUCGGAGCCCACGUCGCCUCCCGUUGUGCCCCCGCUUCACUCUCCCAAGUCCCCUGUCUGGCCUACCUUCCCCUUCCACCGGGAGGGCAGCAGGGUCUGGGAACGGGGUGGUGUCCAGACUCGGGACCUGCCCAGCCCUCUGCCCACCAAAAGGACCAGGACAUAUUCGGCGACAGCCCGUGCCUCGGCUGGCCCCGUGUUCAAGGGCGUCUGUAAGCAGUUCUCACGCUCACAGGGCCAUGGCUUCAUCACACCUGAGAACGGGUCUGAAGACAUCUUUGUGCACGUAUCUGACAUCGAGGGGGAGUAUGUGCCGGUGGAGGGUGACGAGGUGACCUACAAGAUGUGCCCCAUCCCGCCCAAGAACCAGAAGUUCCAGGCCGUGGAGGUGGUGCUCACCCACUUGGCUCCCCACACCCCCCAUGAGACGUGGUCCGGUCAGGUCGUAGGCUCCUAGGCCGGUGGCUCUUGUGCCAACCAGCCAGGUGGCAGGAGCCCCACGGGGGGAUGAGCCUCAGCCAGCUCCGCACCCCUACUGCACUGGCUGACCAGCCCUGGGUGGCCUCAGUGUACACGUCUGUCUGUCUGUCUGUCUGUGCUUGUGGCUGUGAGCGUGUCCUCCACCCACCUCUGUGACUGUGGCUGCUAUGGGAGCUGGCCAGGAGCUGGCCAGAGCAGGCAGCUGCCAGCCCUGCCUUCUCUGUUGGCCCACGGUUGGCACCCCCGGCCAGCACAGGUCCCUCUCGCCCUCCUGCCACUUGCCUGACCAUGCAUUGGCUGAGCCCCUGAAGCCUGCCUCAGGCUCGGGCAGACAGUGAUCCCUCGCGACAGCCCUACUCCUCUGCCCCUGCCCCGCCCAAGCCUUCCUCUGCCCAGGCCCUGGUACUCAUGUCUCCAACCCAGGCUGGGGUCUCUAACAUGGCCUGGACCCUUCUCUCAGGAGCCAGGUCAGUGAGCUCUGAGGAGCCUCCAGCCUCUGGUGGGGUGACAGGGCCUAACACGGAGGCAGACGGGCCCCCCUGCUACCUUCCUCCUGCUAUCAGCACACUGGAGGGCAGGAAAGCGCCUACCGGUGGGAGGCGACUUGGGCACUCCAGUCCCUCAGCCGUAUUCCUUCUCCUGGCUCUGGGGAGGGCCUCCCUAGCUUGCAUGGAGCUGUCCCCUUGACUCUGACCUGCAAACCUCAUUGAUGUUCUGCCACGUGCCUGGCCAAGGGACGCUAAAGAUGUGGCGACAGAUGGACACACGUCCCCUUGGGCAAGGCCAGGCCCAGGCUCCCAGGAGGAUGACCCUCAGCCUGGGGGGCCACCUGCCACCCACUCCAGACACCUUCCCAAAGCUGCGGGAGGGUGGCUCCCAACAGCCAGUGGUCGAGGUGUGAUCCCUACCCUGUCUAUCCCGAGAGGUGUGCUGUCCCUCACCUGGUCCUUCAGGGCCAGGAUGUGUGUGUGUGCGUGUGCGUGUGCAUCUAUUUCAUCACUGGGAAGAAGGGUAGGAAUGGCCUGGCCUGGGAGGCCAGGAAGGAGGGGCCCUGCUUCAGCCCCCACACUCCCUUCUGGAGAGUACGCCACCUGCCAGGGAAGAACAGGGUCCCAGGUUCAAGGGAGGGCCUGCCAGACAUGAGCCUCAUGAGAGUCUGUGCAUAAAACUGGGGGCUCAAAUGCCCAGGACGAGGAGGUCAGUGGCUGUCUAGGGGCACUGCAAGCUUUGUGGGCACCCUAUAACACCUGGGUAAAGACCAGUUGGGGAAACUGCAUCCCGCCCAUUCCCCAGGGCCUACCACACAGAGCUGGAAGCCCAGAGCUACUGAGACAUGCUAGCCAGCCCCUCAGAAUUGGGACGGGCCCCACCUGACACCCUACUUUGAGCCAGGCUAUUCCAGCAAGGCCUGACUCCUGAGAAACAAAGACUCCCAGGCCCCCUGGCAGAGGGCUUGUUGGCACAGGUUGGCUUCCGGGGGCCCACAAGGCUUCCCUCCUGUGAGGACACCCCCUUUAUCAGUGCCAGCCAGCAGGCAGAGGACACAUGGGUGGCAGGGGGCUGCAGCUCUCCUCCCCACUCAGAGCCUCCCAGCGCCCAGUCAGAGAACCUCCUGAGACUCCCAGCCACCUGGACCCCAUCGUUCCUAACACUGGCAAUAAACCCUCAACUGUGA
This is a messenger RNA of Tupaia belangeri chinensis (Chinese tree shrew), 2599 nucleotides long. It is a transcript of the gene CSDC2, whose product is annotated as cold shock domain containing C2. Gene Ontology annotation, molecular function: mRNA 3'-UTR binding. Lineage: Eukaryota; Metazoa; Chordata; Mammalia; Scandentia; Tupaiidae. The record is from RefSeq and is a predicted model, not a curated record. The transcript is spliced from 4 exons. Gene Ontology annotation, cellular component: cytoplasm. Bases 440 to 901 code for a protein of 153 amino acids. Gene Ontology annotation, biological process: regulation of mRNA stability.